Molecule: messenger RNA, 411 nt
Organism: Didymosphaeria variabile
Lineage: Eukaryota; Fungi; Ascomycota; Dothideomycetes; Pleosporales; Didymosphaeriaceae
Exons: 2
Coding region: 1-411 (136 amino acids)
Biological process (GO): protein folding in endoplasmic reticulum
Cellular component (GO): EMC complex
Source: RefSeq, a predicted model, not a curated record
AUGGCGAUCCUAGGCACAGCGCUCAAUGCCGUCGGCCUCAUCUUCCUGACACAUGCCGUCUACUCCUCCCACGAACACACCGCGGCCUUCGCGCACACCCCACUGCCCCUCGACAUCACUAUCGAGCUGCUCGUCUCCAUCUUCGUCCUAUCCGCCGGCAUCGUUGUCUCCUCGCCGCAACUGAAACCGAUACAAUGGGCGAAGUGGGGAGGCAAGAUCGCACGUGAGGGGCAGCAUGGCGAGGGCAAGUGGACGAGGGAGGGCGAGGAGAUCUUGAGCGAGGGUGACGGGUUCGCGUUUCUGGGACUGGACACGGGUAUUGGUGGGAAUGGAGAGGGUAGGAGGGGGUUCUGGGAUGUGAGGAGCAAGAGGAAGGAGUAUGCGGAGUGGGCUAAGGCGGGUGGGAAGUGA